This is a messenger RNA of Entamoeba invadens IP1, 810 nucleotides long. Its product is annotated as diphthine synthase, putative. NCBI's taxonomy places the organism in Eukaryota, Evosea, Mastigamoebida, Endamoebidae. Bases 1 to 810 code for a protein of 269 amino acids. Gene Ontology annotation, molecular function: diphthine synthase activity. The record is from RefSeq and is a predicted model, not a curated record. The transcript has a single exon. Gene Ontology annotation, biological process: protein histidyl modification to diphthamide.
AUGCUGUACAUCAUUGGACUUGGUCUCUACGACGAGAAAGACAUCACUGUGCGCGGUCUUGAGGCAAUCAAAUCAUGCGACAAAAUCUUUCUUGAACAUUACACAGCAAUUCUGCAAUGCGAUGUCACCCGCCUUGAAGAGUUCUAUGGGAAGAAGGUGAUAGUUGCAGACAGAGAUCUUGUUGAAAGUGAGGCAGACGUGAUUCUUGAACCAGCUAAAACAGAGAAAGUUGCGCUGCUUGUAGUUGGUGAUGUUUUUGGAGCAACAACACACUCGGACAUCUUCUGCCGAUGCAAAAAGAGUGGCAUUGAAGUCAAAGUCAUUCACAACGCAUCGAUCAUGAAUGCUGUUGGAUGCAGUGGUCUCCAAUUGUAUCGCUUUGGGCAAACCGUCUCUGUCUGCUUCUGGACUGACAACUGGAAACCCUUCUCAUACUACCAACGCAUCAAAACAAAUCGCGACAACAACAUGCACACACUCGUCCUUCUCGAUAUCAAAGUCAAAGAACGCAGUGAGGAAAACAUCAUCAAAGGAAGAGACAUCUUCGAACCACCACGCUACAUGACAAUCAAUCAAUGCAUCGAUCAACUCCUUCAAGUCGAAAACUCACAGAAGUCCGGCGUCUACAACGAAGAUACCUAUGUCGUCGGAUUGGCUCGCGUCGCCGCACCAGACCAGAAAAUCGUCUUUGGCAAAAUGAAGGAUCUUCUCACUUACGACUUCGGCGCACCCCUUCACUGCCUCCUCAUCCCAAGUCCACAAAUCGACGACCCAGAACUCGACCACCUCAACUUCUAUAAAUUUAAGUGA